Molecule: messenger RNA, 1916 nt
Organism: Cannabis sativa
Lineage: Eukaryota; Viridiplantae; Streptophyta; Magnoliopsida; Rosales; Cannabaceae
Product: serine/threonine-protein kinase PCRK1
Exons: 4
Coding region: 182-1600 (472 amino acids)
Biological process (GO): protein phosphorylation
Molecular function (GO): protein kinase activity; ATP binding
Source: RefSeq, a predicted model, not a curated record
UAUGCCUUGGAAGGGGUCACAUCAUAUAUUUGAAAACGUAUUUAUAUAUAAAUCAAAUUUCCCCUCGCCAAUAGAAGUUAGUUGAUCUGAAAGGUAUUAUCAACACCGCCAAGCACCAUCACUUUGACUCUGCCGCUCUCUCUCUGACUCUCUCUCCAUUCGUCGCAGCAUUGGCUGAUUCAUGAAGUGUUUCCAUUUCACCAGCGGAGAUAGGCGCGACGACGAUGACGCUAGCGUCACUGGCGCCGGCUCCAACGUCGUUUCAAAGGUCGCCUCCAAGGUGUCUUGGGCUCGCUCGCUCAGUGUUGCCUCCAGCAGCCUCGACAGUACUCGCCGCUCCGAGUUCGAUUCCGACUCCAGGGACCUUUCUGACUCCAUCGGGUGUUACGACUUCCUCAGUCUGCGUAGAGCCAAUGAUCUGAGGGUGUUCACGUUCUCCGAGCUCAAAUCGGCCACCAGAGGGUUCAGUAGGGCCUUGUUGAUUGGGGAGGGAGGUUUUGGCUGCGUUUACAGAGGAGUUGUUAGGGUUUCGGGGUCGGAUGUUGAGAUUGAAGACGAGGACGACGAAGACGCCCUUCCCUGUAAGAUUGAUGUUGCGAUCAAACAGUUGAAUCGUAGCGGCUUCCAGGGGCAUAAAGAAUGGAUAAAUGAAGUGAACUUUUUAGGUGUUGUGAAGCAUCCAAAUCUUGUGAAGCUAGUUGGAUAUUGUGCGGAAGAUGAUGAAAGAGGGAUUCAGAGACUUUUGGUCUACGAGCUCAUGCCUAAAAAAAGCUUAGAAGACCAUCUGUUGGCUCGAAUGCCGUCAACUCUCCCAUGGAUUGCAAGAUUGAAAAUUGCCCGUGAUGCUGCCCGGGGAUUGGCAUACCUUCAUGAAGAAAUGGAUUUUCAGUUAAUAUUCCGAGACUUUAAAACGUCGAACAUUUUGCUAGAUGAGGACUUCAGUGCAAAACUUUCAGACUUUGGACUAGCAAGACAGGGGCCUCCUGAAGGAACUAGUCAUGUUUCCACAUCAGUUGUGGGCACGGUAGGCUAUGCAGCUCCAGAGUAUGUUCAGACGGGGAAAUUGACUGCUAAGAGUGAUGUGUGGAGCUUUGGUGUGGUUCUUUACGAGCUCAUCACAGGAAGGCGGGCUGUGGAGAGAAACCUUCCCCGGAGUGAACAAAAACUUCUAGAAUGGGUGAAACCUUAUGUUUCAGACUCAAAGAAAUUUUACCUUAUUAUUGACCCUCGACUUGAAGGAGACUAUUGCAUUAAAUCAGCUCAGAAACUUGCUUCAUUAGCGAAUAAGUGUUUACUAAAGCAGCCAAAGUCUCGCCCUAAAAUGAGUGAGGUGGUUGAGAUUCUUGGAAACAUUAUCAACGAAACUACAUCUCAAGAAGUAGAAAUUGCUGCUCAAGAAGUUGUUGCCCCACAAGCCAUCAGCGAAACUGAAGAACCAGAAGAAGAAACCACAGUGGAAUCUGAACCUGUGUCCACCAAACAAGGAAACAAUUAUCUAAAGAAAGUGUUUGAUAUAAGAGAAAUGGUCAACUUAAGAACCAAAUCCAUUAGCAAGUUGGAUUGGCGAAAUUGGACUCCUGGGUUGGUAAGAACUUCAUAAAAUCUCAAGCACAACCUGGGGCAGUGAAGGAGAAAAGAAGUAAUACAGCCAUUUCUCUUUCCAUGCAGUGGUACAUCACACACAUGUAUCCAUUAAUAUGGUGUAUGUGAAAGAAAUGAAUGUGUAGAUAUGUGCUAUUCCUCAAAAACUCAUUGAAGAUGUCUUCUUUCUGUCCCUUACUCUUUGCCUAUAGGGUUAUGUAGUCUUUGUAGAUAUUCAUAUAUAUGUGACCUGUGAGCGACUUGUUUUGUUUUUUUGCCUUAAAGAGUAAUGAUAUAUGCACCUAAAAUAUACAUAAAAGAAUUACACACAGUAA